AUGUCAGAUCUAUUAACAUCAUUUGCAUAUGAUCAAACCGUGAAUAAUGACAAUCUCAGCGAGUUUUUAAGUAAAUUAACUCGAUUUGGUAUUGAUCAAUGUUUACAUUUAACGCAUUUAAUCAGUAAUAAACGAAAAUCUUCGAUAGUUCUAAAUAACCAAUCUACCGAGAUUAAUAAACUUCUGAUAGAAAUUCAAACAUUACAAAAUGGAUACUACGACAUAUUAUCACGCAUAUCUACAUCAGAUGAACAAGAUCAACAGCUCCUAUUUGCGAAAUUACAAACUUCUCUUUCAACAUUUGUUCAAAUUAAUUUACGCUUGAAAUCAUUGAAUUCGUCUUCGGAAGAAAAACAUGGGAAAUCCAUAUCGAAUGUCCCUGAUGUCUCUCCAUUAGUUUGUUCCAACGUCGAUCUCAACAAUAUCACUGAUAUCGGUAAAUGUUGGAAGUUUGCGAAUAUAAUUCAUACUCGUUUUCAAAUAUCUUUAAUCGCAUCGAAUUCACAUGUUAUCCUAUGUUACAAUAAUCAAAAGCAUGUCCUGCAUGCUAUUCUUCUUGCUGGGCAAUUUCAAGGAGAUAUUAGAUGGAAAUACGGGCCCAUUGUCGAUAUGCUUUGGUGUGCACCUAUUGAUCGUUAUAUAGCUUUAACACAUCAGUCAAUCUAUAGUAUUCAAUACAGUCGGUCAUCACGAGCAAAUCCAAUCCUUACAGAUCACAUAGUUGAUUUAAAGAACUUUCAGUCAGUCCGAUGUGCAUGUAAUGAUAGUAAUAUUUUACUCUAUUUCACUGACUCACAACAAAGCUCGAUUGAAAUUUACGAUUAUCAAUUCAAUCAAGAAAAUGUUUUUACUAGUUUAACCAAUCAACAAUUACCGAUCAACAGUCCGUCAUUCUGUUGUACAAAUACUUUAAUUGCUUUGACCGAAAAAGAAAAUAUGCUCAUUUCCUGUUUUCCAUAUGUUACUCCAAAGAAAACAUCUUUACUUCUUUUCGAUAUCACUACAUUGAAUUUGUGCUAUACGAUCGAUCUAAAUGAUUGUUUGAAUAUCUAUACAAUGAAAUGUCUUGCAUAUCCAAAUAUUUUCUUUGCUCUGAGUGACGAGAAGAUUCUUUGGAUAGUUUCUCUUGAUCAAAAUGAAACAGUACAAAUAGCGAAAAAGAUUUUCUAUACAAAUCAAACAGAGCUAUGUAUCAUCAACCAACAAGAUCUAUUACUGAUCAACGUCAAUGUCGGUUGUUCUAUUCAAAUGAUUAAGUAUCGCAAGGUUCAACAAUAG
Molecule: messenger RNA, 1278 nt
Organism: Adineta ricciae
Lineage: Eukaryota; Metazoa; Rotifera; Eurotatoria; Adinetida; Adinetidae
Source: the annotation of a GenBank genome assembly